UGAUUGUCAUUGGUUAUCGUUGUAUUAAUUUAAAUUAUAAUUAUUAUGGAUUCUCUGUUAAUACCAUAAUGUAGUAUAAUAAUAAUUAAAUGAAAUGGAAAGUAGCUAAUGGGAAACUUGAACCCUAUUAUAUGUAUAUUCGGAAUUCUGAAAAAUUUAAGCAACGCUACAAGUUUAUGAGGCCGGACUUUCAACGGAAUAUUAUUGCCAUAAAACUUAGAAACUAACAUGUGAUGCUUCGUAAUCAUCGAACAAUGUGCGUCUGGUAGGCGUGAUUUCGAUGUGGACAGCAGUGGACAGUUGGUUGUUGCUAUAGUUGGUUGAAGCUAGUGGCUGGUACGACAUUUAGUGGUUAAAUCUUAUAACAAAAAAGGAUAGAAACAGUAUUGUAGUCUUAAAUGAUAAUACAGUUGCAACACGAUUAAAAUUCUCGUGAAUGGAAGGCGUUACUGUCAUGUAGUGCAUACAUACAAUGACGUAUAGACGUCAAGUGCACACCAAGUACUUAUUUUUUUUCGACUGUUAUCAUGGGUUCCAGAUUGAGAGAUAAUGUUCAACAUCUCUUUGAAUGCUUUUGCGAGGUAGCUGCACCAUUGGGAGAAAAACUACCAUGGAUACUUCAGAAGUACCCUAGCUCCUUUUUGGAUGAAGAAAUACUUAAGUCGGUACCUAAAUUUGCAUACCCCUGUGAAAUAGAGAACCUGGUGGUACAACAUUUUUCAUUUGUACUCACUAGCAUUGAUUCUAAAUGGACAUUUGGAUUCUGUCGACAUGAUCCCAAGACAGACACUGGUCUAGUAAUUUUAAGUGCAUUACCAUGGCAUGAAAUAUUUUAUAAUCAUCUCAUUUUAUGUACGAAUAGGCUUUUAAACAAAAUUGCUACAUUGAUUCAGAGCACUGGCACUGGAGAAGAUCUUUGGAAAUUUUUUGAAACCGUAUAUAAUAGUACGGUUCCCAUUCCUGGUAGUUCCAUAUCGAUUCCUGUACCAAAUUCUAAAGUGAACUUUAUUUAUCAAAGUCCUAAGCAAUUUCAAUUACCGAGUAUACCAGAAAAUAGAAAUUUGACUGAAUAUUACAGUGCUGUUGAUGCUCAUAAUAUGAUGAUAGUGUUUGCUUCCAUGCUGUAUGAGCGGCGAAUUAUUUUCACUUCGAAACGUCUUUCAAGAUUGAGUGCAUGCGUUCAAGCGUGCAAUGCUUUAAUUUAUCCAAUGAUUUGGCAACAUAUAUAUAUUCCAGUUCUGCCAUUAUCUUUAAUAGAUUAUUUAUUAGCACCGAUGCCGUUUUUAAUCGGAGUACCGUCUCCAACUCUUCAGAGAGUCCGAAAAAGUGAUUUGGGAGAAGUAGUCAUAUUGGAUGCGGAUAACAAUAUCAUAGAGUCUCCGUUCGAAGAUUUAGAGUCUUUACCUCAAGACGUAGUAGCCAAUUUAAAGAAGGCAUUGCGCAAUAGAGCUACGCUACUCGGUGAUGGCGUGUCUAGGGCAUUCUUGCGAGCAUUGGUGCAGUUAACUGCUGGAUACAAGGAUGCAUUAAUUUUAGAGCAAGGCCAGUGUAUUACGUUUAACCAAAAUGCAUUUGUGGAAAGUAGGCCAUCUUCUAUGCAACCUUUUUUACGAAAAAUGUUGGAAUUGCAAAUAUUUCAACAGUUUAUAGAAGAAAGACUGAAUAUGCUUAAUUCAGGCCUUGGAUUCUCGGAUGAAUUUGAAGUGGAAGCUUGCAGCUAUUCCGCCAAAUCUAGCAGUAAGUUUAUGCAGCAGUAUCGAGAAUGGACGUACGCUAUGCGAAAAGAAAGUUCGGCAUUUUUCCGUAGUGUAAAAGAUAAGGCCAAUCCAGCUGUGAAGUAUGCAGUUAAAUCUGUGAAAGACAAAGGAAAGGAUAUGAAAACAGCGUACAAAGGACUGAAAUGGAAAGGUGGAAGGGCGAACAGAAGUGAAACAAGUAGGAGAUUUCACCAGCCGAGGUCUGCACCUAGUUCCCCUACUUCCGACAGGAGGCCUAUAGACUUUACAUCGCCACCAAAAUCACCAAACGGUUUCACCGCGACCACUAGCUAUAGGAAAGAUCUUCGGUUGCGUAAUAGUAAUUUCGCUGAUUCAAGUCCUAGUUCUCCGGAAGAAACUGAUUCUCCGCCAGAACGAGUGAACAUUGACCUUAUGCAAGAGCUUCGUCACGUAAUAUUUCCAAAUACACCUCCUGUUGACAGAACAUUGAAGCCAGUACGCAGUUUAGACAGUUUGAGACCUGCAUGGAGUGGGCAUAUGCGGCACGGUCCUCCACCUAGUACAAAUGUUGCAAAUCCCAUCAUCACAGUCACCUCGUCCGCAAAAACUCCAUCUCAUCAUAUUCCGCAUUCCAGCUUCGGUAGAUCAGUCGAUCGGUCGAACAUUUUGCUAGAUAUCAAUGACGUAUUAAUUGGUAACAUUCAAACCGGUGCAAAUAGAUCAUUGCCAUUGAAUUCGUUGGCCAUGAAAUCGAACAAUGUUGUCGAGAGUAAAACGGAAAAAAUGUCGUUUCCACCGGUUUCACAAGUAUGUGCGGAUAACGUAUGUUCGAAGAACGUAAGCCUGAACACGCAAAAAAUGAAAACGAAGCAACACAAAAAUAUUGUUGGACUUUGCUCGAGUAACGUGAAAUUUUAUACCGACGACAUUCUUACUAAUUAUGAUCCAGGAAUGGAUGGGAAAUCUUUUGAUUCACAUUUAAAAACUCUAGAAUCUUCUACUAGUCUAAAAGAUAAUGAUCCGUUCGAUACAAGCAAAGUGUUCACACCUUCCUACUUGCAAUCAACAAUUUUCCAAACCACAAGCGCAUCAUUGUCUGUUAAUUCGAACGUUUCAUACUAUGCAUUCAAUAGCACAUCCUGCUCUGCACAUUCGAAGGACUUCCCCGAAGUGCCAGAUUUAAUUAGAUUAGACUCGACAGUGAGUAGCGAUGACUUUGAUCCGCUGCUUUCCAAAUCCUCGGAAUUUCCCAGUUCGAAACAGAUGACGCAGUCAUUGCAUGCACCGGAAAUGGGAGAAGGCCUCAGCAACCCGCUAUACCCAUAUUUUCAACCUUUGCACAAAACCACCGAGAAGCCAAAAUCAUCAGACAAUAUUGGUGACUUGGAUCUAUUGCAAGCGUACGGCUUGGACUUUAAUAAGUUUAAUAUAAGUAACGGUGGUUCACCGACCAAAAAUGCUGCGACGUGCAACAGUACAUCCGAGAGUAAUAUUGGCAAUGUCGAUAGCGCGUUCAGCUUAACAUUGAACGCUACCGCCAUUAAAUCACAAAAUAAUUGGACGAAAUUCGAGUAAGUGAUACAUUAGCAAUGAAAUUACACAUGUUCACUUCACAUAUCACAAUUGUAAAUACAUAGGGGUAGUUAAUUUCUCACUUCGCUCUGUUCCAUUAAUUUACGAAAAUAUCAUCGAACCUUUACACUACGGAGUGAAUUAUAGUUGCUAAAUGCAGAUGAAAGAAUUUUACAUACAAAAGAUUAGUAAUAUAGUAUUACUAAUGAACAAAGAAUUGUAACGUUUUAGCACGAACCAGCGAAACGGGUUGUAGUGGUAUUGCUUUGUAGCACAACUCGUAAUAGAAUGUCUCCGUGCUUUUGUUACACGAAGAUAAUAAUGAUAGAUGUUCAAAUCAAUCGUCCAUUCAUGCAAGUUUUUAGUCAGUCCCCCAUGUUUGCACAAAACUUUUGUUAUACUUUCAACUGUAAAUGCUGGGAAUGGGAGAAUUCUACCGAACAUUGAAAUUAACACUAGAAAAUCAUUGGAAAUAUAUACCAUUUAAUACAUAUAUUAUUUAAAUAAAAAUUUUAAGUAUAAUCUAAUCUAUAUACAUUGAAAUCAUUAAAAAGCGUAAACUCAUGAAACGGAAGUCGUAUUCACGCAAACAAAUAAUACUGAUAAUGUGUAAAAGUACUCAUAAAUUAUCACUUACAUUACAUGAUUAUUUGUAUCGUUCAAAAAAUGAUAUUUAAUCCACAGUAACAUAUUCUCAUUUCUUUUGAGUUUAUCAGUGAUCAGAACAUUGAAAAUAUUUACUUGUAAACGCAACAAUAGAAGAAAAAGAAUGAUCAUCUUUGAUACUCAAAUGGUUGAUUUUCAUCGAGAACGCUCAUGUUUAAUUGAAUAUGCUGGUCAAUAAAGGUGAUCAACGCAACGUUGUUUGUCUAACAUAACUACUUCCACGCGCUACCCUCGAACGUAAUCAAAUCGUGUAUUAUAUUAAUAAUUAUCUUUAUCGCACAUAAUCGGUAAAUAGUAGAAUUAAUGAAUCGAAACUUAUUGAAUAUGUUUAUUGGAAUCAUUAGUUUGUCAUUGUUAGGUUUGAAGUAUAUUAAUUUUUUAACGAUUGUUGCACAUUCGUCGUUAACGCUUUAUAAUAAAUGAAGAUGAGAAAUAAAUGCUUUCUCCAUAA
This is a messenger RNA of Megalopta genalis, 4407 nucleotides long. Its product is annotated as DENN domain-containing protein 1B. Gene Ontology annotation, cellular component: cytosol; intracellular membrane-bounded organelle. Lineage: Eukaryota; Metazoa; Arthropoda; Insecta; Hymenoptera; Halictidae. Gene Ontology annotation, molecular function: phosphatidylinositol phosphate binding; guanyl-nucleotide exchange factor activity. Gene Ontology annotation, biological process: endocytic recycling; endocytosis. The record is from RefSeq and is a predicted model, not a curated record.